AUGAAGAAAGCUACAGUUUGCGAGCUCUGCAGCGAAAAGGCUUCUUUGUACUGCGCCUCCGACGCUGCGUUUCUUUGCUACCACUGCGACGCUAGGGUUCAUCAGGCCAAUUUCCUCGUCGCUGCCCAUCUUCGCCAAGCACUCUGCUCCAAAUGCGACGCUUUCACCGGAUACCGAAUUUCCGGUGCUGGAACUCCGAUCCUCCUCCCUCAAAUUUGUCACUCUUGCUUGCCGCCGGAUGCACUUUCCGACAACGUCGAUUCCUUGUCGUCUUCUUCCGCUUGCGUUUCCAGCACCGAGUCUUGCGCCGCUACUCCGAAGAGGAUCGCGCUCGAUGAUCGGAGAAUAAGAGAGCAUGUAUUGAAACAGAGCGUCUCAGGCUCUUUCACGGAGAUAUCCGGCAUGAAUGAGAAUGUUCCGGGUCCGGCGAUGUUCUCUGCGUCGGCAAAGAUGAAGGUCAGAAGAGUGUCGCCGAGCAUGGACGCGAAGGCCGGGGUCAUUUUUGUGAAUUGGUGCAGGAAGCUGGGGGUAAAUGGUAUUUUGGUUGUUCCCUCGGCAACGAAACAUUUGGGAUUUUGUUUGGGCCUGUUGGCGAUGUUGCCCUUCAGAGUGUCUAUGGCGGUGUCGCUUUGGUUGGCCUUGAGAUUUUGCGGGGACAGGUCAGGGUCACUGUCCACGUGCCAAAACUUGAGGAGGCUAGAGAAGGUGUCCGGAGUGGCAACCAGACUGAUUCUAGCCACCGAGGCGAGGGUCACACGUGCAGUAAGAGUCAGUAGAGCGCGACGUGUUUUAAAGGAAGGAUGGGCCGAGUGCUCCGCCGCCUGA
This is a messenger RNA of Alnus glutinosa, 825 nucleotides long. RefSeq names its product B-box zinc finger protein 32-like. NCBI's taxonomy places the organism in Eukaryota, Viridiplantae, Streptophyta, Magnoliopsida, Fagales, Betulaceae. Gene Ontology annotation, molecular function: zinc ion binding. The record is from RefSeq and is a predicted model, not a curated record. The transcript has a single exon. The coding region runs from base 1 to 825 and encodes 274 amino acids.